AUGAAUAUUAACUACUAUCGAGAAGCACAUCUCAUCAAAAAGCGAAUUUUAAUGUCUGAAGUAAUAUCUAAAAUUCCAGAUAAAUUGGAACUUCCAGAAGAAGAAGAGCUUGAAGAUGAAUUGGUUUCAGAUUCAUUGUAUACCAAGAUCGAUAAGAAUUUUGAUGACAUGUGCGGAAAGUUCAUGGGAGAUCUUUUGUUUAGAUUUCCAUACAUGGUGACGAUUUCUACAAAUAUCGCUAGACUAAUGAAUAAAAAAUGA
Molecule: messenger RNA, 261 nt
Organism: Funneliformis caledonium
Lineage: Eukaryota; Fungi; Glomeromycota; Glomeromycetes; Glomerales; Glomeraceae
Source: the annotation of a GenBank genome assembly